AAUAAAUGCACAAAAGUUUCCAUAUUAUAUGAUGUUUAGCACACGUUUGUAGAGACGUUCAAAACUGUAAACGGUCUUCUCUACUGGUAAUUAUAAACCUGCAGAAACUUCUGGCAUUGUUAUUUUGUUUGUUUCUACAUUAUUCGAGUAUUGGACAAUAGACCGCCGCAUGAUUGAAAACUGGAUCAAGUAGAAAUAUCCAGCAUCUCACAUUGAAUAAUACGAGCUAACUACAUACACGAACAUUAGAGGAUAAACAGUGCAAUAAAUAUGUAAAUUUGGAUUCAUGUUUAUAAAUGUCACCAAUAUUCUCAUCAUCCUAAAAGAAGACUUGUUUCAACACGAACAGGAAUAACUCCAGCUGUUUCAACUGAGAUCUGCGGGAUAAAACAUUGUAAAAUGAUGUUUAUUAAAGAAGAGAGUGAGGACAUGAGUUAUCCAGAAUCAUGCAGUUCAAAUGUCAUGAAAAAUGAAGAUACUGAGGAACAAAGAGAGCUGAUGGACGUGAAAGAGGAAAGUCAAGAACUGAAUGAAGUGAAGGAGGAGAAACACCUUCCAGAUCAGACACUUUAUGGUUUCAAAAUAGAACAAAAGUAUUUUAGUGGCUCACAAACUGAAAAUAAAUUCUCACAAAAAAGAACUCAGAGAACAAGAACCAAAUAUUCUUUCAACUGCCAUCAGUGUGGGAAGAGUUUUACACGUAAAGACAGUGUUACUACGCACAUGAGAAUUCACACUGGAGAGAAGCCUUUCAAAUGUCAUCAGUGUGGGAAGAGUUUCAGACAGGCAUGCAUUCUCAAAAAUCAUUUGGUCUUUCACUCUGGAGAAAAGUCAUAUAGCUGUGAUCAGUGCGCCAAAACAUUUUAUUCAGCAUCAGUCUUAAAAACACACCUGAAAAUUCAUGCAAAUGAGAAGCCUUUGUGUUCUCUUUGUGGAAAGAGUUUUUCAUUUCUGCACAGUUUAAAACGGCACCAGAGAUUGCAUUCCGGUGUGAGAGAUCAUGUGUGUUCUGAGUGUGGUAAAGCCUUUUACAGAGCUUGUGACUUGGAACUGCACCAAAGAGUCCAUACUGGAGAAAAACCUUAUAGGUGUUCACAUUGUGAAAAGAAUUUCACUUGUUCAGGAAACCUUACAAAACAUGAGAGAGUGCAUACUGGAGAGAGGCCGUACCAAUGCACUUCAUGUGGGAAGAGAUUCAUUGGGUCAGAAAACCUGAAAGCACAUGAGAGAGUGCAUACUGGAGAGAAGCCGUACCACUGCACUUCAUGUGGGAAGAAUUUUAUUUGGCCAGGACACCUAAAAAAACAUGAGCGAGUACAUACUGGAGAGAAGCCGUACCACUGCACUUCAUGUGGGAAAAGUUUCACCCAAUCAAGUAAUCUACGGACUCAUAAUAAAAAAAAUUGUCCAGGGUUGUUACAGUGAGCAGAGUUCAUCUUUAUUUGCCUGGCAAAUGGUUUGAAAUUUUGAAAAAACAAGAAGGAAUUUAUCUUAAAAGAACAAUUACAAUUAAGUGGGUGAAUUACUCAUUACCUGUAGUGCUGACUGAGCGAUCAUUCUACAGUAUGUAAGGGGUUGAAGGAUGUUUGUACUUGUUCAGUAAACUAAAAAGAAGUCAAAGUAUUAGUACAGAAAAGUAUUGUUGUUGAUGUUGUGAAAUGCAACAAAUUUUAUAUGAAUUCUUCUAUGAUUGAGAGUAGUAAAAGUGCUAUAUUAUGCUAACAAUAACAGUGUUUCUAUUAGCCUAUCAUUUCUCCAUUUGAUUUAAAAUUGUAAGAUGUGAUACAUGCAGAACUGAAUAAACUUUCGUCUCUGAAAUCAUUAAGAGAUUAAAUGAGUAGUCAAACUACUCUAUGGUGUUAAAAAGCUUAAUCAUUCAAAGUAUAUAUAUAUAUA
Messenger RNA from Myxocyprinus asiaticus (Chinese sucker), 1896 nucleotides. RefSeq names its product zinc finger protein 501-like. Lineage: Eukaryota; Metazoa; Chordata; Actinopteri; Cypriniformes; Catostomidae. The record is from RefSeq and is a predicted model, not a curated record. The transcript has 2 exons. Gene Ontology annotation, biological process: negative regulation of transcription by RNA polymerase II; regulation of immune system process; regulation of cytokine production. Bases 400 to 1425 code for a protein of 341 amino acids.